AUGGAAUUUUUGAGAAAAUUGAAAAAGUAUCGCUUCUUCAGCUACACACCACCGAACCCGUACGAUGGUUGCGUCGAGAUCACCAGAAGGAUCGACCAUUUUAACCGCAUGAUGGGCAUUUCGUUCUUCAACCCCGAUCACAGCUUCAUUAACCCAUCAUUUAUCUUUGGCAUCGGGAACUUUGUCAUCUAUGGGUUCAGUGUUUUUAUCACGAUUUACAGAUUUCGUAAUGAUAUAACCAAGGUCAUUCACUGUCUUACAACGUGUGGGUUUGCAUCUCAGGCUGUGAUGAAGCUGUACAGCUUCAUCAUAACACGACGAGAAGUGAUUGCACUGAAUGAGAUCAACUCGGAGUACUAUCGCACCAUGAUGAGCCAGAGCGAUGGUAUCAAGCGUGUUUUGUGUGAAAAUCUGAGUCUCAUCUACAUUGUGUCACGUGUUGCUGGGCUCGCGUACCUUGUGCUGGAGCUUACCACCCUCAUCACGCCCACCAUCUCGUCGUUUUCCGUUACCGAGCUUAUCCUGCCGUUUGGUUUUUUCUUUCCCUUCGUCGAUCCGGACACAACGUUCGGUUACAUCUGGAACUUUGUGUUUCAACUGAUCAUAUCGGCGUACUACUGGAUGUUGACGGUUGGUUCGGAUAUUACGACCAUCUACAACCUGCUGACGGCCUGUGGUCAGCUCGAUAUGCUGAUGGCGUUGAUCGACGAGCUAAAUGAGGAGCUGGAGCUCGGCAAACCAUCGGUCGUGAUUCGCCAAAAGAUUGUGCAGAUCGUACAGCUGCACCAGCAGCAUCGUGAGUAUCUGCAGCGAUUGGUGGACUUUUUGAACCUUUAUCACUUGAUUGCCGUCGGUUGCUCGGUGUUGGCAAUGAUCAUCUCGGUUAUGGGACUGGUGCUGCUUGACUGGUAUCCCGGUGUCGCAAUGGUGUUCCUUGGUUCUUCGCAACUGUUUUAUGUUUGCUUUCUCGGUACCAGCUUGGACAUUAAGACCGAUGAUCUUACGGAUAAGGUAGGUGCCGUCAGUUGGAGCAAACUCUCCGUUGCCGAUAUGAAGUACAUGAAGCUGGUGCUGGCAAUGACACAGAAACCCAAGGUGUUGGUUGUAGCGACAACACCCUUGAACAUAAGCGCAUUCGUGCAGAUUCACAAGAUGAUUUACUCGAUGGGAAUGAUGCUGAGAAACACAAAGGAUUAA
Anopheles aquasalis is the source of this 1197-nucleotide messenger RNA. RefSeq lists its product as uncharacterized. NCBI's taxonomy places the organism in Eukaryota, Metazoa, Arthropoda, Insecta, Diptera, Culicidae. Gene Ontology annotation, molecular function: odorant binding; olfactory receptor activity. Gene Ontology annotation, biological process: sensory perception of smell; detection of chemical stimulus involved in sensory perception of smell. Gene Ontology annotation, cellular component: plasma membrane. The record is from RefSeq and is a predicted model, not a curated record.